ACUAAUAGUUAAUAAUAUAUGAGCUAGGAGGACAACUCCUUUCUUAUAGUCUUCAAAACGGUUUGUGGACCAGUAUUAACCGGUCAAAAAGAAUUAACUUCCACCCUUUUAAAUAGCUUCUUCACACACGAUUUGUUACUAUAACUUAGCUCACAUUGAGCUCAUAAUAAUGGCAAAAAACAUAUUUAUAAAACUUAAAAUCAGCCUAAUAUUAUUGAGUGGAGUUGAAGCGAGCCAAGUUAGCUUUUGUAAUGAAGGGAAAUCAUAUGAUGAUACAUUGAGACAUUAUCAUCGAAUGAUUAGGACAUCCUAAUCUCGUGUGGACACAGAUUCAGUUCUUGGUUUUUAAUCACUUUUAAAACAUUCUGGUAGAAGAUCUGAAGUCUUUGUUGAAAGCUAUAAACCAUAUAAAAGUAACGCUAUAGCUUUUCGAAAAAUAUAAAACACAAUCUUCAAGAAUUUUGCGCAGUAUUUUAGAAAGUGAAACUCAUAUUCUUGAUCUAGAAACUUGUAACCCUUUUCUAAUACUAGGCCAGAAACGUUUUCACCAUGAAUGGGGAUUAGAUGUGUAAUAUGUUCAAUUGACAUUAACUAUAGUACAUUACUGAUAACUAAUGACUAAUUUGUUUAUAUUCUAUUGACAUAAUAAUUCUUGUUAGUCUGGUCAAGUCAUGCCUAACUUCUGUUAAAAUCAUUAAUGUUAUAAAAUUGGUUUUAUUCACAACUUUUCAUACACAUUAAAAAAAACCCGUGCAUCUUGAAAAAGGAUCCGGAUCCGAACCAAGGAAAAAAAAACUGGAUCCAACUGAUCUGAGAAACAGAACAUCCGUAUCACCACUAACGACCGUUAAAACUGAAUAAGCCUGGGAGCUUCCGAGUAAGAGGAUCCGUUACAAAAUGAUGCCAUCUUCUCCGAGGCUGAAGCUCUUUCACGCGCGUCCAUCGCGGCGACCGACGUCUCUGAUCGUCAUCACCUCUAUCGCGAUCGGGCUCUUCGGAUUCCUCUUCGGACUCUCCGCCAUUAUUUUCCCGGGUAUCCGGUUAUCCUCCCGGACCUGCCUCACCAACUCUCCUCCCAAGACGGUACGCAUCGUCUGGGACGUCGCUGGAAAUCGCAACGCUAAUGGCGGAGUGAAGAGGCACAAGGUUAUGGGAUUCGUCGGGAUCCAGACCGGAUUUAGUUCAGCUGGGAGGAGACGAGCUCUCAGGAACACGUGGAUGCCGUCGGAUCCACAAGGGCUUCGACGCUUGGAGGAGUCAACAGGGUUGGCCAUUAGGUUUAUUAUAGGCAAAACCAAAGAUGAAGCGAAGAUGGCUGAGCUUAGAAGGGAGAUCGCAGAGUACGAUGACUUCAUACUGCUUGAUAUCGAGGAGGAGUACAGUAAACUCCCAUACAAAACUUUGGCUUUCUUCAAAGCUGCGUAUGCACUAUAUGAUUCAGCGUUCUAUGUCAAAGCUGAUGAUGAUAUAUAUCUGAGGCCAGAUCGGUUGUCCUUGCUGUUGGCUAAAGAGAGGAGUCACUCUCAGACAUAUCUUGGAUGCCUGAAGAAAGGUCCUGUUUUCACAGAUCCAAAGCUUAAAUGGUAUGAACCUUUGGCAGAUUUGCUGGGUCAAGAGUACUUUCUUCAUGCCUAUGGCCCUAUAUAUGCUCUGUCUGCAGAUGUUGUCACCAGUUUAGUUGCUCUUAAGAACAACAGUUUCAGGAUGUUUAGCAACGAGGACGUGACAAUAGGUGCGUGGAUGCUGGCGAUGAACGUCAACCAUGAGAAUCACAAGACUCUUUGUGAACCAGAGUGCUCACCGUCCUCCAUUGCUGUUUGGGAUAUACCAAAAUGCUCAGGCCUUUGUAACCCAGAGAAAAGGAUGUUGGAACUUCACAAGAAAGAGAGCUGCUCAAAGAGCCCGACUUUGCCAUCGGAAGAUGAGUGAUCUUUCCUCUUAUAGAUCUUGACAUUCCCUUAAAACGGCUUUAGGGUUAGUAAUUUUUGUGUAACCCAACUUUUGGUGAUUCCUUGUUGUACAAGUUAUAAGAUUGAACUAACUGCAAUUUCGAUCUCGCAUUAUCGACGAGGAAAGGGGAAAAAAAUAGUUUGGCUUUGUGUAUCA
Messenger RNA from Brassica rapa (field mustard), 2106 nucleotides. RefSeq names its product probable beta-1,3-galactosyltransferase 13. NCBI's taxonomy places the organism in Eukaryota, Viridiplantae, Streptophyta, Magnoliopsida, Brassicales, Brassicaceae. Gene Ontology annotation, cellular component: Golgi membrane. Gene Ontology annotation, molecular function: galactosyltransferase activity. The record is from RefSeq and is a predicted model, not a curated record.